AUGGCGAUCCAACAACAGUUUCAUCAAGUGCGUAAUUUUACCUAUGGAAUUAAUCGAUAUGCCAUGGCCGACUUGGAAAAUGCCAUCCUAACCCUUGAUUAUUUCAUUGAUAAAUGCUUAAAAGAGAAUUCUUCGACUGUAGUAAGUCAUGCUGUCAGUCAACUUAUCACGACGACGAUAGUUUUUAAUUUUACUCCACAAUUUAAUGCCCUGCAAUGUGGUGGUGCUUGCGAUAUCCAAGUUCAAGUACCCCAAAUUUCCGAUCAUCAUCUUCGUGCUAUGGCUAGAUUAACAUUCUCUAAUCAGUCUGAGGAGUCUCACAAAGACGAAUUAUGCCAAGUAAUUAUUAAUAGACGAGCAGUAGAUAAUCACGAACGUUUUCAAGUGGAUGUGGAUAGAAAUCAGGACGAAAUUUUGAAGAUUAAAGAAAUAUCCCGUCGUAAAGAUCCUAUCCACUCACAUUCCUUUCCUGUUCGGCCGCAAGAUUUGAAUCAAUCUGGAUUCGUACCGACAGCUUGUUAUGUGACUUAUUGCCAACAUGCUGCUAGUCAUGCUAUUUAUUGUAAGCAUCUUCCAGGUGCACAAAAUUUUACUCAUAUAUUGCGAUUAGCUAGAAUGCAAAUAUAUGUCCUGUCUUUGGUGAGGGAAGAAAAUCUUUUAGUAGAGAUAUGGCAGCAAAAUGUUGCUGAACGUUUCAUCAUCGAUUUCCGUAUUACCAGUAAAGAUGGCAUCGUUUGUGUUGCCAGUUUUGAUGUUAAUACUCACUUUAAAGCCGAAAAAUUACCUUUUUACGAGAUACCCCUUCAACGCUCUGAAACAUGCUGUAAUUAUGAUGUACCUGGAUUUUAUCGGCUAAGAGAUCGCUUUAAUAAUGCAAAAUUAGACACAAUGUUAAGCUAUAAGGUGGCUCUUGACAAGAUGACAAUGGAUAUUGCUGAUAUUUUUGGCGUGCGAGCUGCCUACAGUGAUGGUAGAUUCUUCCCUGUCAGACAUGAAGUCAAAAUUGCCCCUGGCUUUUACUCUAUUCUUCCAGAUGCUCUUGUAAAAUGUAGCAUACAACUGGCUAGUAUGAAUCGUACUUCGGUAAUAUUUGACCACAUAUUGAAAGUAGGUUCCAAUAAACUACUCACUAUAUCGACCAAACUGGUCUCAGUUAAUCAUGGUCGUGUAGCUAAUAUUCCUGACAGUAUAAUGUUAUUAGAAGCUCUUGCCCCCUUAUUAAAUAAGAAGAGUUACUCAAAGGUGACAUGCCCUAACCAGAUUCCUAUCAAAGCCUUCAAGUACUCUUUUACCAUUAGGUCCAAUGAUAUCGACAUUAACCAACAUGUCAAUAAUGCUGUCUAUAUCUCAGCUUGUUUUGAUGCUGCAAGUAAGGCAGUUUCAUCUGGUUCAUCUGCAUAUCGGACAUCGUUCGGUCGUGAUUUUAAUCCUGCCUGCUUAACUGAAUUAUCCGCUAGCUAUUACAAGCAAAUGUUUGAACAUCAGCUUUUAGAUACCUUCACAUGGCAAGAUGAAGAUGAUGACAAACUGCACUUUGUUAUGAAGCAUGAGAAUGUUAAUAUAUUUUACAUGACCGGAAACUACAGUGUUAAACAGAUAUCCAAAUUAUAG
This is a messenger RNA of Trichoplax adhaerens, 1611 nucleotides long. RefSeq lists its product as uncharacterized. The transcript is spliced from 3 exons. The record is from RefSeq and is a predicted model, not a curated record. NCBI's taxonomy places the organism in Eukaryota, Metazoa, Placozoa, Uniplacotomia, Trichoplacea, Trichoplacidae. The coding region runs from base 1 to 1611 and encodes 536 amino acids.